CUCAUCAUCUUCUAGAUAAUCCACUCCUCUCUCUCUCUCUCUCUCUCUCUCUCUCUCUCUCUCUCUCUCUAAUUUUCCAUGGGAAGUGUUUUUGAGGUAGAUACGCCGGGGACGGCGACGGCGACGAACAAGAAGAUGGUUAAGGAAGAAGAGGUAGAAGAAGAGAAGAUAGACGAGGAAGAGUUAUCGCCGAUCGAACAGGUUCGCCUGACGGUGACCAACACCGACGAUCCAACUCUACCCGUAUGGACUUUCCGGAUGUGGACUCUAGGGAUUAUCUCAUGUUGUCUACUAUCUUUCCUUAACCAGUUCUUCUCUUACCGGACUGAACCAUUGAUCAUAACACAGAUCACAGUUCAGGUGGCUACUCUUCCCAUCGGCCGUUUCAUGGCUUCCGUACUUCCUAAAACGAAGUUCUGUAUACCUGGGUUUGGAUCAAGGGAAUUCUCUUUUAAUCCAGGACCAUUUAACACCAAAGAACAUGUGCUUAUCACCAUCUUCGCCAAUGCCGGCUGUGCUUUUGGUAUCGGAACUGCUUACGCCGUCGGCAUCGUUAACAUUAUUAAAGCUUUUUAUCAUAGGAACAUCUCCUUCAUCGCUGGCUGGAUACUUAUUAUCACAACCCAGGUAUGUUUCUCUCUUUCAACAACUCUUAAAUUCAAAGAACUUCUAUGGGCAUUACAUGAGAAGGAGGAACGACGCAAUUCAAGAGCCAAGUUCUUCUUAAUUGCAUUCAUUUGCAGCUUUUGCUGGUAUGCCAUCCCUGGCUACCUCUUCCCUACUCUUACAAGCAUCUCAUGGGUUUGCUGGGCAUUCAAAAACUCUGUCACUGCACAACAGAUUGGUUCAGGCCUACAAGGCUUAGGACUAGGAGCUUUCACCUUGGACUGGUCUGCCGUGGCUUCCUUCCUCUUCAGCCCUUUAAUUAGUCCUUUCUUUGCUAUUGUUAACAUCUUCUUUGGCUAUGCCUUGAUCGUAUACAUAGCUAUGCCCAUAGCUUAUUGGGGUGUCAACUUGUAUGGUGCCAAGAAGUUCCCUAUAUUCUCAUCCCAGUUGUUCACUUCUGAUGGCCAGACAUAUAACAUAUCCGCCAUUGUUAACAACAACUUUGAGCUUGAUAUCCCUAGUUAUAAGAAUGAAGGACAGAUCCAUCUUAGUAUGUUCUUCGCUCUAACUUAUGGUUUUGGUUUCGCUACUAUAGCAGCUACACUCACCCACGUCGGCUUCUUUUAUGGAAGGGAGAUUUAUGAUCGAUUCCGAGCUUCGUAUUCGGGGAAGAUUGACAUUCAUACUAGAUUGAUGAAGAAGUAUGAGGACAUACCCCAAUGGUGGUUUUACGUUCUCCUUCUGUUAUCUGUUGUUGUUUCUCUUGUGCUUUGUACUGUGCUGAAUAAUCAAGUUCAAAUGCCCUGGUGGGGUCUCCUCUUUGCCUGUGCCCUUGCCUUCCUAUUUACCCUUCCCGUCAGUGUCAUAACAGCUACAACGAAUCAGACACCGGGGCUUAACAUCAUCACAGAGUAUCUAAUGGGUGUUAUAUUACCAGGUAGACCAAUUGCUAAUGUCUGCUUCAAAACAUAUGGAUAUAUGAGCAUGGGCCAAGCUGUCUCCUUCCUCAGCGACUUCAAGUUAGGCCAUUACAUGAAGAUACCUCCACGAUCUAUGUUCUUAGUUCAGUUCAUUGGGACUAUAAUAGCUGGGACGAUCAACAUUGGGGUGGCAUGGUGGCUGCUGGAUUCUAUCAACGACAUUUGCCAGAUUGACCUGCUCUCUCCUAACAGCCCAUGGACAUGUCCAAAUGACCGUGUCUUCUUCGAUGCAUCUGUAAUCUGGGGUCUGGUUGGACCCUUAAGAAUCUUUGGUUCUCAGGGAGCCUAUGGAGCCCUCAACUGGUUCUUCCUUGGAGGUGCUAUAGGUCCAAUUUUGGUUUGGCUUCUGCACAAGGCAUUCCCUAGGCAAACCUGGAUCCCAUUAAUCAACCUUCCAGUCCUUCUCGGAGCAACAGCUUAUAUGCCACCGGCGACGGCAUUGAACUACAAUUCCUGGAUUGUUGUGGGGACGAUUUUCAACUUCUUUGUUUUCCGGUACCGGAAACAAUGGUGGCAAAGAUAUAACUAUGUGCUCUCAGCAGCUUUAGAUGCUGGGGUGGCUUUCAUGGCUGUGCUUCUUUACUUCACAUUAACCAUGGAAAGUAAAAGCAUCAACUGGUGGGGUACAGCAGGAGAGCACUGUGAUUUGGCUUCUUGCCCUACUGCUAAGGGUAUAGUGGUUGAUGGGUGUCCUGUGUUCUAAGUAUUCAUAGAUUAAUUCUUGUUAAUCUCUUUCCUUCUCUGUACCAUAUCAACCUAUCAAGUCAGGAGUUGAUUACCACAUUUGUAAUGUUGUCUGUGAUAGUUCAACUACUGCUUCUUAUGUUCAAAAUAAUUUUAAAGAUACAUGAAAGGCAGUCUCUCCUUACAUGA
Messenger RNA from Macadamia integrifolia, 2459 nucleotides. Its product is annotated as oligopeptide transporter 4-like. Gene Ontology annotation, biological process: transmembrane transport. Lineage: Eukaryota; Viridiplantae; Streptophyta; Magnoliopsida; Proteales; Proteaceae. Gene Ontology annotation, molecular function: oligopeptide transmembrane transporter activity. The transcript is spliced from 5 exons. The record is from RefSeq and is a predicted model, not a curated record. Bases 79 to 2289 code for a protein of 736 amino acids.